Mytilus californianus (California mussel) is the source of this 3049-nucleotide messenger RNA. RefSeq lists its product as uncharacterized. Bases 22 to 2274 code for a protein of 750 amino acids. The transcript is spliced from 3 exons. The record is from RefSeq and is a predicted model, not a curated record. NCBI's taxonomy places the organism in Eukaryota, Metazoa, Mollusca, Bivalvia, Mytilida, Mytilidae.
AGGAGAUUAGGGCUUGUCAUUAUGAAUACCAAUAACAAUAGACCAAGUAAUCAAAGUGAAGAUGACAAUGAACAUUUGUAUGGAAUGAGAAAAAUAACGUUUUGGGAAAAAUACGGCGUUAAACGCUUUCCCUACCGCGGACGACGACGACACACUCCCAUUCUCCAACAACAUUUUGACGGUCGAAUAAGUAUCUCAAAUGACGUAUUUGGUCUCACUAUUCACCAAUUCGAACAGAAAUAUAUAGCUUGUUUGGAAAGAAGGAAACAAAAUUCACAGCGGAUACUCAAUUUGCGAUAUCCUGUUAAAUCUUCAAAUAAAUACCUCGAAUAUUUAGAACAUUGUACAGAACAUGGUGAAGGUUAUAUGUCUCGGCCAGGAAAUGAUUUUCAUGCAGAAUAUUUAUAUAGUCAGCUGGUACACAUAGUUGGCAAAGAACCCGACAUACGUUACAGACAACGAUUAUUUCUAAUUGAAGAUGUAAUAAUAAAUAUUAUUCGUCCUUCUUUUAUACGUUUUGUAAGCGGAAGUUUAUCUGAAGGAAUGGAUUUACCUGGAAGUGAUAUUGAUAUUAUGUACGUUAUACCAAUGGUAGAAACAGUUAGUGAUACACAUAAUAUAAAAGACAUUACAACACUGUUAAUGGAGAUAGACCCCUUUCAUCCUGGGUUUACACGACUGAGGUUAUUGGCUGGAGGCUUUGAGGACUCUAAUCCUGUUAAAACAUGUAUAAGAGAUUCUCUCUUAGAAACCAGGGAAGGCUUAUAUUUAGCAUCCGAACUUUUUAUCAAAAAUCUUCAUCACAGACUUGAUACGUUUCUGUUACAUGGUCCAUGUUUAUCAAAUAGAAAUCAAACAAUAGAUUUUGCAGUUUGUUUCCGUUGUAAAUCAUUCCCAAACAAUGCAAUGCAAUGGGUGUACCGGCAUAGACAGCAUUGGCCACCAAGUGUUGUCAUUGAUAACAUUAAAAGUUAUGGAUGUUUAUUGGUACCUAUUGGACCUAAACAAAUAACGAACAGUCAAUUGCUAUGGAGAAUUUCUUUUUCUGUUGCUGAAAAACAACUUUUACAUUCUUUUAACUAUACGCAGUUACUAUGUUACGGACUUCUCAAAAUAGUAUUGAAACACAUCAUAAACAAAAACCAUGAUGUGAAAGAUUUGCUCUGUUCUUACUUCUUAAAGACAGCGAUCUUUUGGUUUUCAGAGGAGGUGUCAAUCGAAACCUUUCAAAUAGCCAACCUUUUGUUCUGUUUUUGGUCGUGUUUGGGUAAAUUAAGAUCGUAUGUGAACAUCUGCUUCUGUCCCAACUACUUUAUACCUGAGCACAAUAUGUUUCUAGGAAAGGUCAAUAAUAGAAAUAAUAAGAUAUUGCUUGGCGUGCUUGACAGUGUUAUAUAUAGUGGAACUACCGGACUGAUUUCUGGUUUGUUUCAGGAAGGUGAUAGUUUAACUUGCCUUACAUCUAAAAGGAAAUAUAACGCCAUUAAAUUAGAUUAUUUCGUGUAUAAGUAUUUUUGUCACGAUAAAAUUCCCCAAACUAUAAAAGACGGAUACCGAGGAAUAUUUGUUCUUAAAUCUCUCAUUUUAUCAGAAUCCUCUUCAUAUAUACGUGAUGUGUGCAAAUGGUGGAUUUCUGCAGUCAGUCAGCAUAUAACACAACUACUUCCACCUCCAGUUAAUAUACGGAAUGUUGAAAAUAUACGAAGUCGGUAUCACAAACAUUUAAAAGACAGUCUACAGACAAAUGCUGUGAAUGGUUGGUUGCUUUACGCAUCGUUUUAUUACGUUAUUGGACAGUACAAUGUAACAAUUCAAAUAACAGAUCAUGUUCUAUCAAAGUGUACGCCUGAAAAGUUGCAUUUAGGUUCAUUAUUCUAUGAUAAAGACCUUAUGAACACUUAUGCUCAAAAUAUAUAUGAAACAGUCACAUCUUUAAACAAAAGGAUACAAUUGGCGACCGUAUCUGGUGUAAGAUUCUUACGACACUCUUCCUUAAUCCCGGAUGAGUUAAGACUGGGUUUUGAAGAUACCAUCCAAAUACCUAUUGUUGUUUUGUCUUAUUGUCUUAAAUUUCUAUCUUAUUUUCAUCUCGGAGAUGUGUUUAAAAGACAGCAGGCCUUACGGGAUUUUCAUUUAACUGUAGAAGAAAGUUUUUUUAUUCCAGCUGAUCAACAAUCGCUAUCAUUAACUAUUCUUGGUAUGUGCUAUCAGUUAAAUGGGGAUACAGAUACUGCGUGUCAAUGUUACAAUGAGGCUUCACAGUGUAUUCAAUAAGUAAAACUGCAGAAAUAGGAAAAACGAAAAUUUUAAGUCAAAACGUAAGCACUACUGGAUGAAAAAACAACUGUCCAUACCAGUAACAGUCGUUGUACGACUGUCUUAGUCUGUGGAGGCCUGAAGAUGACUGUCAAAGCAACUGAUAACAACUGUUAGGGUUGUGACAGUUGGCUCAUGUCGUUGUAACAGUUAAUUUAUGUCUGUCCCAACACUUUUAUGGGUUGUGAAAAUCAUAAAAUGAUAUCAAGAGUCAUUUUAGGACUGUUGCAGUGGUUUACGGCGUUGUCACAGUCAAAUACUAUUUAUUACAGUCUUUCCAAAAGUUGUGGCAGUUGUAUAAUAUUUGUCCCAACCUUUUAAUAGUUGGGACAGUUGAAAAUUGUUUGUGUCAACUUUUCAGACAUUGAUGCAGUCAAAAAAUGUUUGUUACAACGUUUUUAGAGUUGGGACAGUUGUAAAAUGUUUGUUACAACUUUUUAAAGGUUGUUACAGUCAUAAAAUGUUAAUUACAAAUUUUAAAAGGUUGCUACAGUCGUUCAAUGUUUAAAACAAACAUUUCAUAGGUUGUUACAGUUGAUAAAUGUUUAAUACAAAUAUUUUAGCGUCACGGUUGCAGCUCAGUGUUAAUUUCAUUUCACGUUUCACCCUCUCGAGCACCCUUUCAAGAUUUGAUAUAGUUUUGAUAUUACCCAUAAUUUAUAUUAUUAUCUAUUGUGCGGUUGUUGUUGUGUGUUUUUUUUUUUUUAUUAUUAUUAUUUAUUUAUUUUGCGAU